UUUCUCUUGUGGGCAAAGAAGCGCCUUCAUGAAUGAAGUCACGUGGCCAAACACGGUGACGUCUGGCUUCGGUACAAGAGAAAGGAAUCAACAAGGGAAGCACGAGCGGGCUCCUGUCAGUCACACGGACGAUUCGACUGCACCUUUUUUAUAUAUUCGCUCGUCCGCAUGUCGUUGUAAGAAGAGGAGUCGGACGGUUUCAACUUCAAACAGCGUCAUUUGUGAGUCAGACCAACCAGCAAUACAGGUGGACACGGCUUUCGUGGCAUGACUACCACAAACAAGGGAAACAAGGCCUUGAAGGUGAAGCGGGAGCCGGGGGAAAAUGGCACCAGCCUUACUGACGACGAGCUGGUCACCAUGUCGGUGCGGGAGUUGAACCAGCAUCUACGAGGGCUAACCAAGGAGGAAAUCCUGCAGCUGAAGCAGCGGCGACGUACCCUGAAAAACCGGGGCUAUGCCGCCAGCUGUCGGGUAAAGCGUGUCACCCAGAAAGAGGAGCUGGAGAAGCAGAAGUCUCUGCUGCAGCAGGAAGUGGACAAGCUGGCCACAGAGAACGCUAGCAUGAAGGUGGAGCUGGACGCUCUGCGGUCAAAGUACGAGGCCCUCCAGAGCUUUGCCAGAACUGUGGCCCGCAACCCCGUCACCUCAGCCAGGGGACCAAUGGCCUCUGUCAUAGGACCCCUCAUCCCUGGUAAAGUAGCUGCAACCAGUGUCAUCACCAUCGUCAAAUCCAAAACGGAGGCUAGGUCGUAGUAGCAGAGGGGGGUCGGCAGAAAGAAGAUUGUCAAGAUUAAAUGGGUCAGUGCAUUGUAACGUGGCCCAGGAUUAACCUGUGUACGUUCUCCGUUUUAUCGCUUGGCACCCACACUUUUUUACGCAUCCGCUUUUUUAAGUACGACUCAGCAAUCUGCGCCUCGUUUUGUGCUGAUGGAUGAAACCAUCAAAUCAGACUCUCACUGUUGGUUAUUUAUUGGCAAUGCUAAAUUAAAAAAUGUGGCUAGAAAUGUUCAAGAAGGCAAUAUCGGGUGGCAAAGUUGCAUCAAAGUCCGAAUUGUAUUCGCUUGUUGGUUUUAAAUGAUGACUGGUAUGUGACGUGCUGGUUCCCGUUUUUAAGAAUUGUAAUCUGAAUGCAGCAGAAACAAUAGAAAGAGCCAGCACAUGUCUGAUUCAAAUCCUCUUGGCUUGUUAUUAUGCACUGACUCAAAUUAGGAUGAACACAACAAGUGGCCACAGACACUUGUGUGUGUGUGUGUGUGUGUGUGUGUGGACGCUACAGUUGUCUUCAAAAACAGCGUGACUAACCCAGUAGUCGUAAAAAUUAAUCAUUAUGUGUGGUUUUGUUGUCGUCUGUCAAGAAUAUAAGCGUGAAAUAAUGCUCCCAGAUUUAGCAUUCAUUUCUGUUUAUGCAUCUGUGACAGGCUUUAAUGAACUUGUCAUUAUCAAUAUGACUGGUAGAUGCAAUAAUAUAUGUAUGCACUGAAAAUACAGAGAGGUCUUGCAUAUUUAUGGUUAAGUGGAAACGUUAAAAAUGAUCAGCCGUUCUUAAUGAUGUUUCAGAGCUCAGUGCCAUUCCAAUGUGUGACAAGAUUCUUCUACAGUAUCAGAAAAUCUGAAUGUUAUUACAGAGAUAUCCUCAUGUUUUGUGGGGCGACGGUGAAAUCCACAAACGUUUUGAAACAUACUUUCUGCUCAUAGAUGAAAUACGUUGUUGUUUUGUUUUGAAAAGUUAUACGGUAUAUUGAAAUUUUUUGUAAUUACUUGUCGACAGGGCCCUCAGAUAUUUCCAAAAAAAAAGAAAAAAAAAAUCUUUACACAAGCUUUACUGUUUGAAUUGUUAAGGUGUAGAAACUUUGUCUAAUGUUGGGUUCUUGGUUUUUAUUACUAGGUAGAUUACCUUCCAUUGUUUAUAGAAAUACAGAAAAGAAAAAUGAAAAAAAAAAAAAAAUUACCUGUGACAUCUUUUUUGCAAUUGUACCGAAAGUGGCUUACUAUUGAAGUCUGAUAGCUUUUUCUAGUGACUAGGCGCGUACUGUGGGGUAGCGCGUGAUGUGAUGUGUAAGUGACAAGUUGGCAGUGUCGUUCACUGUAUAGAUGUCAAUGCUGUGCUAUUUAAAACAAAUACAAAAUCUGUAGAGCUAAACUAGGUGGUGUAAACAAGGUCAGUUGUCUUUGUGCGUAUUGGCAUCUGUGAUAUCCUCUGCUUCCUCUGUGUUCGUUACAAAUCAUAUUGUCAUGAAGAGUUUACCACAUUGAACCGCGUGAGACAGAAUUGGGGCGAAACGGCAUUAGUCGACAUUAAUUCUAAAGGCUUUUACCAGAAAAGUGAAUAAUGGUUGCACCUGGUGCUGGAUGCCCUCUAAACACAUCCUCCGCAACCUGAAAGCAAAUGACUCCAUUAAUGGGCAGAUUUAAUUGUUGUAUUCACUUCAGCCGCUUAAUAGGUGUGAACUGGAAAGAUGAACGUCUCAAAUUUACCUUUCUACAGACUAAACAAAAUGUGAAGUUUGCCAUUUUAUAGUAGAUGUGUGUGUUUGUUUUUUUCCCCCCCUUCAUAUAUAGAUGAGAAUCCUUGCAAUGGCUGAAGAUUAUAUCAAAAAAAAAUAGAGAAAUUAAUAGACAACCACCACCACCACAUUGAGCAGCAUCUCUUUGUAAAUGUACCCACUGGUCUUCAGGUUGUUGAGGGUUUGUAUGCACUAAGCUCGGGCUUGUUUUGCUCAGGACAAAACAGGUCACUCUGAAAAAUGAACAAAAACCAAUCGAGACGAGAAGUGGAGAUGGCAGCUCUGUUCAUAUCUUUUCCCCUCCUCCGUUUCUUCCUUUUUUCCUUUCUAAUAAGCAUGUCAUAAAAGGGCUUCAACCCCGUUCCGCGGAAAAGAGAGAGACACAGUACGAACACGUAGAAUUACAAUCAACAAGAAGCCGCCAGCAGCGCUCCUUCUGUGCCAAGUGUCGCAUCACUCUCCGGGUCCUUCUAAAAGGAAAUCUUAACACUGAAGCAGUUUUUACACCUCAAGGUGAAAGUAGUUGUGUAAUGACAUUAACAGAAUGCACUUCAUCCACAUCUCACUCCUGCUGGACAGAAUGUCUUACAGUGUCGGCGAGGUGUUAAUCUACUCUCAGAAAGAAAAAAAAAAGAAAAGAAAAAAAAAAAUCACCUUCACAGAAACACCACGCUGGAGACACGGGCGCCGGUUCUACUGUCCGUGUGCAAGUGUGCUAUCCUCAUUUUGUCAACACGCUUCGCUGUCCACAUUGACUGGUUAACUGUGGGAAAAAUAAUGUAUCUGACUUCUUGACAUAGCCCAGUAUUGAUGUUGGCGUCUUUAUUGCUGUGGCUGUCCCGUGGAGUGAAUCUUUUUUCGUGUCAAGUGUCUUUAAGGUGUUGGGGGAGUGGCGAAUGUCGACGGCGCUCUCUCUUACUCACACAUACAGGUGUAUAGUAUGUAGCUUACAGUAGGUAUUAAUCACCAUUGUGAAAAGUGACCCUUAAUAUGCAACUCAGUGGAAAGGUGUGUAAGAGUAAUCAAUAUUGUCAAAGUGACUAUGGUCUGUUAUUUAAUAAACCUAGCUGUUUUGUAGGUUUUUUUUUUGUUUUGUUUACGUGAAAUGUUUUGUUUUGCAUAUUUGGCCCUUGUUUAUCAUAGCGAACAUGUUAAAACUGUAAUUUUUUUAUUUUUUUUUUACGUUUUAAGGAAUCACAGGGAAAGUUGCACUUGACCUAUACUGUAUAAAAUGAGCCUGGGCGUGAAUUGGACUUUUGAUCUGACUGAAAUCCGUUGCUAUUAAUAUACAGUUUGUUAGGUUUUGUUGCACUGAGUGAAACUGAUGCUACAGUAGAUUCUGUCACAAGGGCCACUUGCAAUAUUUGUUUUCCUUUUUCAUAUGCUGUGUGUGUGUGUGCGCGCGCGCGUGUGUGUAUAUUUGUGUGACUGAGGUUCCUCUGCUGCUACACCAGUCAUUAAUGCUCGUCGUAAAAGUCCCUCACAGCGUUUCUGUUUUUAUUCCAUGUUGACUGUGUAUUUUUGGAAUUGAUCUCAACACUGUAAUUUUGUUCUGCAGAUAUAUGUUUUAAUUGGUUAUGGCUUCUUUAUUUUUUUUUCUUUUAUUUAUUUCUGUGUUUUUUUUAACUGUCCAGGAGGAUAAAUAACAGCACUUGUGUGGCAGUUGACUUUAAUAGCUCUCAAGACAUUACCCCCUCACCCUCCACCUCUGUAUUAUUAUGCUUUGUGAACAGUUGACUGUGCAGGUUUUUCCCCCUUAACUCCAAGGAGUGGGUCUGUGUUUCAAAGGUAUAAAAAAAAGAACAAAAUAUGACUAAAGCGAGUAAUACAAAGUUAAUAAUCUGUUUUUGUUAUUUUUCUGUAUGGGUUGUAAUAAAAAAAAUAUUGCAGUACUUUGUAUCAAAACAAACAAUAGUUAAUUGUAACUAUUUAUAAAUUAAAUUAUUGUACUUUUUUGCAAUCUGUAGAUAAGUACUAUGUAUUCAUAUAUACAGUAACAACUGUGGAUUUAAACGUGAUUCUCCAAGGUGUCUAAGUUAUUGAUGUAUAUAUUGUAUGUUUGUUGAUACAGCUUACUUUAUUUUCUAUAAGACCAAUAAAAAUGUUUUGAAAAAGGA
Messenger RNA from Solea solea (common sole), 4624 nucleotides. RefSeq names its product transcription factor MafG. Gene Ontology annotation, molecular function: DNA-binding transcription factor activity, RNA polymerase II-specific; RNA polymerase II cis-regulatory region sequence-specific DNA binding. Gene Ontology annotation, cellular component: nucleus. NCBI's taxonomy places the organism in Eukaryota, Metazoa, Chordata, Actinopteri, Pleuronectiformes, Soleidae. Gene Ontology annotation, biological process: regulation of transcription by RNA polymerase II; regulation of epidermal cell differentiation. The record is from RefSeq and is a predicted model, not a curated record. The coding region runs from base 268 to 756 and encodes 162 amino acids. The transcript has 3 exons.